AUGCUAUUCAUAGGUAGUAUUACACUGGAUUAUGGCACAAGCAAUGAUGCUGAAAGUGAUUUGAAAACGGUGAAUGGAAUAAUCGAACAUUUUCAUCUCCACAAUGGCUACGACUGUGACCUAUUUGUCCGGGAUACAAGGCCAGCAUGCAUUCGUAACUUAUAUGAUAGUGCUAACCUCAACCCCGAGAUCACCAUUCGUAAGCUGGACCAUGUGCGUCAAGAUGGGAAGACUGCACGAGGAUUGUUCUUCCUCUCUCCUGUGUUCACCAAGGAGGACUACCCUCAGAGAGAUCCUCAUAUUGACUUGGAGGAACUUAAGCCUCCUAAGCACAAGUUCCACAAAGUCACCAGAAAGUUACUGCGGCUGCGCAACAAUCGUCCCAAGUCAAUGGAAGUUAUGGACGCUUUGGACUACCAGCCUCUCACUGAUGAAAUCCCUCUCCCUACUCCAGAAGAGGCGCUGAGGCGAAUGUGCAAGUCACAGCCUUCACUCUGCAUUGUCGAAGUUGACACUGCAGGGACAAGCUUCAAUCGCAUGUGUGCUUUCAGGCAGUCUCUGCACCAUAUAGACUUUGAGAGCCUUGACACAGAGGCAACUGUAGAACAGUUUGAUCCUGAUGUCAAACCUAUGGAACAGAAACGUAAGAGAAGACAGACUCUAACGGGAAUUCCAGGACAUAUUGCCAAAGAACUUAGUCUCUUCAGAACAAAGAAUCAUGAAAAACUGAGGAACAAUGCUCGUGACAGACCAAAGACAACUGACUUUGAAACUCAUCGUCAUCUGCACCAAAGCCCAUGGAUAUUCCUUGAAGCUGAGACUGCAGAAUUUGUUGGUGCAGUGGAUCGGCGUUUCAGGUUGAGAAGACAUGAUAAUGCAUUAUAUGCCUCUAUAAGACGUUGCAACUCUCUGCCUCGGAUGUCAAGGAAAAAGGCAGUUGCUCCAGAGGAGAAACCUCCAUAUAAGGUUGCCAUGCCACUUGUGCGAACACUGUCUGACAGUAGACUGAAUGUUAAAAAGACAAAAGCUGAACACAGCAGUUUUUCCUCGCUCACGAGGUCUGUCUCAUUUGCAGGCCGUGGAAAAGCAUGGCUUGCUUCCUCAAGAGUCCGUCCCAAAUCAGAAGAAGUCCUGGAUGAACUUGACCCUAUUCGUAGCCCAGAACCAAGUGACCUUAACAUGAGGACAAUGUCAAGUGUGGGAUCUGGGUCAAAAUCAACGGAAGAUCUCAAGUGUUCCUUGCAGAGUUUGGCUGCAGUGUACAGUAGGCGUGGUUACCCCAUGCCCCCAGCAGAGAGCCUGGCAUCUGUGCAGCUUAGGGAGAACAGAAAUAAGAAGAACAAAGAGGACCGACAGUCUUCAUCAG
Messenger RNA from Lingula anatina, 1366 nucleotides. RefSeq lists its product as uncharacterized. NCBI's taxonomy places the organism in Eukaryota, Metazoa, Brachiopoda, Lingulata, Lingulida, Lingulidae. Gene Ontology annotation, biological process: cell differentiation. The record is from RefSeq and is a predicted model, not a curated record.